Peniophora sp. CBMAI 1063 is the source of this 804-nucleotide messenger RNA. Lineage: Eukaryota; Fungi; Basidiomycota; Agaricomycetes; Russulales; Peniophoraceae. The record is from the annotation of a GenBank genome assembly.
AUGUCCACCCAAAUCGAAAUACCAGCGUCAUCUUCGACAGACGCCUUCAUCCAAGCCUUCACAAUGAUCCUCGUCUCCGAAAUCGGCGACAAGACCUUCCUCAUCGCCGCGAUCCUCGCCAUGCGGCACGCGCGCCUAACAGUCUUCGCCGGCGCCUUCGGCUCGCUCGUCGUCAUGUCCAUCCUCUCCGCCGCGCUCGGCCAUCUGCUGCCGACGCUGAUACCGAAGCGGUGGACGCAGGCCGCCGCCGCCGUGCUGUUUUUCGUGUUUGCGGGCAAGAUGUGCAGGGAGGGCGUGCGGAUGGACGGGGGGAGCAGUCAUAUGGAGGAGGAGAUGAAGGAGGCGCAGGAGGAGAUUGAGGAGGCUGAGGCCGCGGCGGAUCCCGGCUCAAUUCCUCUCGCAAGCGCCGAGGCGGGCGAGUUCAGCGCGUCGGCGGCGCCUGUGAGAGCGAGCUCGUGGAUGGACGGCGCGCGCAACUUGUCGAGCUUGGUCUUCGGACCAGUGUUCGUGCAGGCAUUUGUCCUGACGUUCUUGGGCGAAUGGGGCGACCGCUCCCAGAUCGCAACUAUCGCGUUGGCCGCUGCACACAACGUGUACCUCGUAACACUCGGCACCAUCAUCGGCCACUCGAUCUGUACAGCCGUAGCAGUCGUCGCAGGCCGCUACGUCGCGUCCAAAGUCUCCGCAAAACACGUGACGCUCGGCGGCGCGGCGCUGUUCUUCAUCUUCGGGUUGUUCUACCUCUAUACUGCGAGCCAGCCUACGAAUGUAGACCUCAUCGAGGACCACGCCGGCAGCGCGUGA